This is a messenger RNA of Drosophila subpulchrella, 1876 nucleotides long. Its product is annotated as F-box only protein 33. Bases 213 to 1565 code for a protein of 450 amino acids. Lineage: Eukaryota; Metazoa; Arthropoda; Insecta; Diptera; Drosophilidae. Gene Ontology annotation, molecular function: protein binding. The transcript is spliced from 5 exons. Gene Ontology annotation, biological process: positive regulation of protein ubiquitination; SCF-dependent proteasomal ubiquitin-dependent protein catabolic process. The record is from RefSeq and is a predicted model, not a curated record. Gene Ontology annotation, cellular component: SCF ubiquitin ligase complex.
UAAAAUGUCUAGACAUCAUUUCGCUUUUUAGUACAUGGUAUUUCUUCAGAACAUAAAAUUAGAUUCGCAUUAUUAUUUUUGCCCAAACGCUUGGCAUAUUGGCCACAUCGCGCUGCGUUCACUCUAAUUUGGCAUUUUAAAACCGUGCAGCAUACUCGGCUGCACUUGCAACUUUUCAUUGUUUGAAACGCAAUUAAUAUUUAAUUCGAGUAAUGAGUUUUAGCCAACGCCAACCAGAAUGGCACACAAUACCAGCGGUGGCGCUCAAUCACAUAUUCGACUAUCUGGAUCCCCGGGAUCGUCUGAACUCGGCGAGUGUUUGUUGUUCCUGGAGACUUUCCUUCUUUCAAAAACGCUACUUUAGAAACUUCCGCUUUCAUUUGGAUGUGGCCCGCGAUGAUCAGUUGGCCUUCUUCCAUCGAUCCAUGGCCAACUUGGCCAAGGAACUGAUUGUAAUCUUCGACCUUCAAAAUGCAUUUCACAUCCAGAAAAUGCGACGACUUCUAUACAAAGUGGCACGCUGUGAUAAUAUCCAGAAAUUGCGUUUCCAAACCCACAAUGUGGGCCUUGUUGCCAUCGGAAAUAUGCACAGUGAUCACUGGGCGGCCAUCGAACAGUGCUUUGUAGAACCGCUGAAGUUGCUUCUAAGCCGCAAGCGUCAGCCCUGUCAGAUUUUGGACCUUGGGGCCAUCGAGGCGCUCUCAUACUAUGGCCACGACUUCCUAAAGGCCAUGGGUAAGCCCCAGGAACUGCUGCAGCUGACACUGGCCAGCAUCAAGUACGAUCCUAGUCACUAUCCCAUCCUCACGCUGGACGCGACUCUGCUGCAGAAGUGCGCCGCCCUGCAGGUGCUAUCCCUGGACUACGACACCCUCUCCGACGAACUGCUGCACACCAUACAGGUGCUACCGCUGCGGAAACUGCUCAUCGCAGUGCACGGCCUGGACAGCGAGGAACAUCCCGACGUGUCGGAGACGGCCUGGUCCAACUUCUCGGACCACUUUUCAAGCAUUGAGCUGGUGCUGACUCUUGUGUACGCCUAUGAGGCCAUCGAACUGUUGCAGCAUCGCGUCCUGCGUAGAAACAUGCCGGUGACCCAUGUGCGACUGCUAUUCUGCGAGCAGAUGAACGCCGAAGCCCUGGACUGGAUGUCGGUGCACCACAGCGAAACGCUGCGCAGCAUCCACUAUGUGGACUCGGCGUACAAGCAUUCCAACCGCAUGGACUACGCUCGCCACGGCUACCUGCGCCAGGACCCAUUCGUCAUGAUGGCCUGGCGCUGCAAGCAGCUGGAGGAGAUCGUGGUGCACGGCUAUUUGAUGGAUCCGCACAAUCUCGUGGGCAUCGCCCGGCUUCGGGGUCGGCAGCUCAAGCGUCUAGAGGUCUCCAUGAUCGACUGGUCCGGCGCUGCUUCAAUGAAUGCCUACAACGAGGAAAUAAGUACCCUACUAGGACAACAGUGGUCGCCCAUCAACCCGGACAAGAUGCCGCCAACGCUGGCCUUCGACUACGAGUCACGCGAUCAGUUCGUGUACGAAAUGCUGCGCCAGGAUCUCAGCCAGUAAGUGGUCGAAGUAGGGACUCACUAAAAAUAACCAAAAAUUGAAGCAAAGUCAUCAAGUGAACGAAAGAAAAGCAAACAUGACACGUGAUCAACUCGAGCGCAUAGAAAUUAAUUUACAAAUUGCAAAACCUAAUUACGUAGCUAAAACUAAACCCUAAAAGAGAUAUGUAAGCAAAAAGAAAAUUCAACCGUUAUACUAAGUUAUCAAAAUUUAUAUAUAUGUAAACCAAACCUUUUGAUUGGCAAACAUUUUAUAGAAGUUAAAUUUCCUAAGUUCAUAGUCUUUGUAAUUAAAAUCGCGAUUUGCCCUUG